Molecule: messenger RNA, 1154 nt
Organism: Sphaeroforma arctica JP610
Lineage: Eukaryota; Ichthyosporea; Ichthyophonida
Exons: 5
Coding region: 185-1027 (280 amino acids)
Biological process (GO): spliceosomal complex assembly; spliceosomal snRNP assembly
Cellular component (GO): spliceosomal complex; SMN complex; nucleus
Source: RefSeq, a predicted model, not a curated record
AGUUCACAAUCAUAGCGUUCAUGCUGGUAUGAUGUGGAACUUGUGCUAGUAUAUACGAAGAAAUACACGUCCUCACUUACGAUCACAAUGUGUGCAUACACAUCUUCUUGGAUUGUUGCAUCUAUCUCAUUCGAGUUAUCACGAACAAACACGACCCCAUAAGAAACCAUCAGCAUUCGGCAAUAUGAAAGACGCUAACAGUCCCGAAUCGGAGGUGGAUGAGCAACUUAUGGCACCUGCAUUCGCAGUUUCCGAAGUCGACGCAUUUGAUCCCACUCAGCCUCCGGCUACAGGCGAGGACUUCCUACGACAAGUCAGGCACGAGGCGAGGCAGUAUGCAAGCACGAUGACCUCGUCGACCGUAAAUCCGCGCCUGUACGAUAUACAACAAACCGUAGCCAUACCACAAUUGAGUGACACAUCCAAUCGUGGGCCACCCGAACGACUGCCCUCAGAAGACUGGGAAAGAUAUGUACUCGAUGAAUUCAAACUGGCAGGCGAGAUUGUCCGCAGCUGGCAGAGCUAUACAGCUAAAGCGGACCUAGCCGAACAGAAGAACUUGGACGGAUCUUUAACCAAGGCAAAGGUUAUUUUGCCACCCCUUAGUAACCGAAACCAGUGGAAGCUAAUAUUUCUCGGUAAAGCAUCGUUGACUAUCGGCGAAUCCGACAUAACAGUGGGUUCAGAAGCUAGCACUAUAGAGUCUCGACCUAUCCUAAGGGCAGUUUCUACAAUAUCGCACAAAUCGAUCUGCUCGCUUCUGGGGCUCCUCGCUUCGGAAUGGCGACUGAAACCACCGACUAUAUCACAGCUGGAGUGGGCUUUUGCGCUCUUUACGUGCCUAGAGACGACAUCUCCAGAUCUAACAUCUACACUAAGGGGGAUUAUGAAACAACUAUUGGACUAUAGACAGAAGGACACUGUAGUCAUAAAUUCCUAUGGUGAAUUGGACUCGUCAUUAGUGGCAGGUAUGAGUCUCAUAAUCACCAUUAUAGGUCGGAUAUAUGGCCAGUACGACUUGAUAUGAGAAAACAGUAAAAGGUCCGUUUGGCCGUGUACAAACAAACACAAGUGAGCGCAUGCUGUCAGAGUAAAAGAUUAUACGCGUAAGGUGGCGGCUCGCAUCACAUUUGGAAAGGCCCUGAUAUGACUAC